Molecule: messenger RNA, 5143 nt
Organism: Epinephelus fuscoguttatus (brown-marbled grouper)
Lineage: Eukaryota; Metazoa; Chordata; Actinopteri; Perciformes; Serranidae
Gene: gaa2
Product: alpha glucosidase 2
Exons: 21
Coding region: 185-3115 (976 amino acids)
Biological process (GO): carbohydrate metabolic process
Molecular function (GO): carbohydrate binding; alpha-1,4-glucosidase activity
Source: RefSeq, a predicted model, not a curated record
UACGAUGUACAGUGAACGUGACAUGAAGAUAAACAGACGCGCACGAUGCAGACAGUUGAGGUUCUCAACGUUACGGAUUAUUUAGCUAAAGAUACAUUAAUUUAGACGGAAAGCUGCUGUGUAAACUAUAUUUUUCUGUGUAUGUAAGACUCAAGGGAUAUCCAGACAAGCAUACACUGUCAGGAUGGUGUCGUACAAGCGGCUGAACCCUGAAGAUGUUCAGUUUUCCAAUGCAGCUUUGUCAGAAGAGCCUCGUCCUGUCCAUGAAGAAGUCCCAGUGCCGGAGCCAGAGGAAGCCUCCUUGCUUCCACAGAGGCCGGCAUGCUCUGUCACCACAGGUUUCCUUGUGAUUGGCUGCCUGUUGCUGCUCCUCUGUGGAGGCUGGCUACUGGGUACCAUGUUCUGGUUGCACCGACCGUCCACGCAGCAGCCACAUAGACCCCCGUCACCGGCCCCUGCACAAACACCAGACUCUCGAGUAGAGACACUAGUAAACGACACUGUGGCUGCUUCCCGCCGGGAGGCUUGCAGUUUAAUCCCUGAGGCGUGGAGGUUUGACUGCUACCCUGAAAGAGAGGUGGUUGUGACCCGAGAGUUGUGUGAGGCAAGAAACUGUUGCUUUAUCCCUGCAUCCUCCCCCUCGUCCUCUGCCACUCGCCCAUCAGGGAGAAAUGGUAUCCCUUGGUGUUUCUAUCCCCAGGAUUUCCCCUCUUACUCGCUUGUGUCAAUAAACGACACAGUGCUGGGACAGAAAGGUACACUCGUAAGGGAGGUGAAGACCUACUACCCAGCAGAUAUUCUCUCUCUAGAGGUGGAGAUACGUUAUGAGACAGACACACGGCUACGAGUCAGGAUUACAGACCCCUCCAGUUCACGAUUUGAGGUUCCAAUCUCUGUUCCCGCUGCCACCAAGAAGGCCAAAAGUCCAGCCUACAAAGUAGAGCUUUCAAAGGAGCCAUUUGGGCUCAUUGUGAAGAGGAGCUCCACAGGUGCAGUGCUUCUGAACACCACAGCGGCUCCUCUCUUCUAUGCGGAUCAGUUUCUCCAGUUAUCCACCACCCUGCCCAGUCAGUUCAUUUAUGGGCUGGGUGAGCACCGCUCCACUUUCCUGCACGAUGUCCACUGGAACACACUCACCAUGUGGGCCAGAGAUGUGCCUCCUAUGGAACAAACAAACUUAUAUGGAGCUCAUCCAUUUUACCUGGCGAUGGAGGACAGAGGGAACGCACACGGCGUCUUCCUGCUGAACAGCAAUGCAAUGGAUGUGAUCCUCCAGCCCGCCCCGGCGCUCACCUGGCGUACUAUUGGAGGAAUCCUUGAUUUUUAUGUUUUCCUUGGUCCUGACCCUGCUGCAGUGAUUGAACAGUAUGUGGAAGUCAUAGGCUACCCAGCGAUGCCCAUCUACUGGGCUUUAGGCUACCACCUCUGUCGCUGGGGUUACAACACCAGCGACUCUGCCUGGGAGGUUGUCAAGAGCUUGAGGAAUUAUGGGAUACCCCAGGAUGUCCAGUGGAAUGAUAUUGACUACAUGGACCAAUUUAUGGACUUCACUUAUGACUCAGCAAAGUUCGCCACACUGCCUGAUCUAGUCAAGGACCUGCACGCCCAUGACCAGCGCUACGUCAUAAUCCUGGACCCAGGUAUCAGCAGCUCUCAGCCUGAGGGCUCAUACUGGCCGUAUGAUGAAGGGCUGAGGAGGGAUGUUUUUAUUAAAGAUGCGGAAGGAAAAACACUUAUUGGGAAGGUGUGGCCUGGUCUGACGGCAUAUCCUGAUUUCUCUGAUGAUGUGACUCAUGAAUGGUGGUACGACAACCUUAAGAGGUUCCAUGAGAAGGUGCCAUUUGAUGGACUAUGGAUUGACAUGAACGAGCCGUCAAAUUUCCUGGAUGGGUCCACCAAGGGCUGUCCAUCAAACAGUCUUGAAAAUCCCCCUUACACACCCGGAGUACUCGGAGGUUUGCUGAGAGGCAAAACUGUGUGUGCCACUGCACAGCAAAAACAGUCCAUACACUAUAACAUGCACAGCCUCUAUGGACUUAUGGAAGCUAAGGCAUCUGCAAGUGCUCUGAAGCGGAUCUUGGCAAAGAGACCUUUUGUAAUCUCUCGCUCCACCUUCCCCAGUCAGGGGAUGUAUUCAGGUCACUGGCUGGGAGACAACAGGAGCCAGUGGAAAGACCUGUACACUUCUAUAGCAGGUAUGUUGACCUUUAACCUUCUGGGCAUCCCGUUGGUGGGAGCAGAUAUCUGUGGCUUCAGCGAGGAGCCGCAGGAGGAACUGUGUGUCCGCUGGACGCAGCUGGGAGCUUUCUAUCCCUUUACACGAAACCACAACGCCAUCGACAUGAAGUCUCAAGACCCAACAGCAUUCAGCCCUCAGGCUCGUACAGCCAUGAAGCAGGCUCUGCUGCUGCGUUAUUCUCUCUUCCCCGUCCUCUACACUCUCUUCCAUCAUGCACAUGUACACGGACACACUGUCGCACGGCCGAUGAUGUUUGAGUUCCCAGAAGAUGUAAAAACCUAUGGAAUUGACAAACAGUUCCUGUGGGGGAAGAGUUUAUUGGUGACACCAGUAUUGGAUCCUGGAGUCACCUAUGUGGAUGGUUACUUCCCAGAGGGUCUGUGGUAUGACUACUACACGGGUGACUCUCUGCGCAGCAAGGGCGAAGACGUUCAACUCCAAGCACCCCUAGAUAAGAUCAACCUGCAUUUGCGUGAGGGCUCUGUUAUUCCAACACAGGCCCCCAACCUGACCCUGUGGGUAAGCAGCGGUCAGCCUCUCCAUCUGGUCUCAGCUCUCUCUGACGAUGGCUCUGCCAGUGGAGAUCUGUUCUGGGAUGACGGAGAGACCAUUGACACCUACGAGAACAAUCUGUACGCCUACAUCAUCUUCAACGUCUCACAGAAUGUGAUGACAUCACAGGUGCUCCAUAGCAACGUGGAGGCCACUUACAUCACAGUCGAGACGGCCUCCUUCUAUGGUGUGAAGCAACCGCCAAGCAGAGUGCUGGUGAACUCCCAAGAUGCAGCGUUCACCUACAGAACCAACCAGGUGUUAACAGUUGCAGAUCUUGGUCUCAACCUCAGUCAGAACUUCACCAUCAGCUGGCUGUACUGAAUCAGACACUCUUCAAUCGUUGGUUUUAUUUUCUGUUUGCUGUCGAAGUCACAAGCUGCCACAAAGUGCAGUCUGUGAGCGUUAGGACAGUGAUGUUUUGGCUCUGUACGCCAGAACAUUAAAGGGAACACUAACUGAGGUUUAAGUGCUAAACUUCACAUUUGUAACAGGUGAACAGCAGGGCUGGGGAUCGGUACUCAGUAACAUCGAAUAAUAUUAGUAAUAUCGACUGAAAUAACCUAGUGUCAAGUUGUAUCAAAACCUACAAUCAAAUGAUACCUGCAUUCGAUCCUUCUUGUACCCAGAUCUAGAAAAAAAAUGACAUCUGAUAUAAAAAAGAUGUGUAAAAUGUGGAAGGAUAAUUUCAAACGAGGUACUCUGUUGGUAUCUGUAUCACUUUAAGGGUGUUGGUAUUGGUACUGGUUUUAUAAUUUUUUUAAACCAUUCUCAGCUCUAGUGGACAGUGUAGGACUCGUAGACCUUUUUGUUUGAGUGGGCUCUGCAUAAAAAAAGUGCUACAAUUCCAAAUAGUUCACCUGAUGUGUUUGCAAACACUCAAAUUAAAGCUGAGAGUUUGCACUUUAACCUCAAAGUCAUUGUUUCAUUUCACAGCUAAUGUGCUGGAGUACAGAGACAAAACAAUCUGUCCAUCUGUCCGAAAAGAUGAACAGAUAAACAAGUACUGGAGUGAGUGAGGUCAAGUUAGUGUUAAUUAUAUUUACAGUGUGGCGUUUCAAACAAUGGAUAAAAAACCCCAUGAAGGCUUUUUAGACAAUACACAACCACUGGCCUACAGUAGUCUGGACACUGCUUUAAUUUUCUGUGUGGAAAAUCUAAUUUAAUGGCUGAUAACUUAUCACUGUACUGUCAUCUGAUUCACACAAACAUCGUGGCAGUUUCAUCUUUAGUUCAGUUCGUAGAUCAAAUCUGCAUUUUUUUUUUUAAAUUCUCUUUAGCAGAAAGAUUCUGUGCAAUAAGUGAAAGAGGAUGAUCUUCCUUUUUAAUCUUGAGUCUGAAUAUAGUUGAUUUAAUAUGUUGUUUGUGCUUAAAUGCUGUUUACAGCCUAAUUUUGCACUAAAUAGUGCUGCAGUAUUAUAAAGGUAGAUACAGGUGCCUUAUGAUUCCUGUUUGUGUGUUUGGGAGCUUCUCUGGGUUUGUUCCAGAUGAUCCUUUGUUCAGCUUUAUAUUGUAAGCCUGUUUUCAAUGCUGAUGACCAUAGUACGGCUAUGCACGUUGAUUACUUUAAUGCAUAACUAUGGUAUACUAGACCAGCCAUACGUGUCGUGCAAUCAUUUCACUGUGAACUGUCUGGUUGUCUGACACCUCUAAAGGCAGAACGCCACUAAAACCUGAAGCUAGAUACUUUUCUGGAGCUGGUUGAGGGAAGUUUCCAAGAUCAGCAAGGUUCAUUCUGCUUAAAUUUGACCUUGAUGCUGUGAAAAAUUUUGAUUUGAAUUUAUAGCCUUUCUCACAGAUAACUGUGACAAGCUUGCACCUUCUCAAAGCAAAUCGUCGAUGCAUGUGUGCUGUAAAGCAGACUACCCGAACAUUUGUCAGCAUGUAAAGACAUCGAAACAGAGUAUAUUUUACUGUCAUUUGUGUUAAAGUAUCUCAAAUUGUGACUAAAAAUUUGCUGUAUUUUAUCAUGAAGCCUUGUGUUGCAAUUUUUGUGUAACUGCUUUAAUUGAAUUGUAUGAACAAUGUGAAAACUACUGGAGUGCUACUGGAUCUUUUUUCUGUUUAAUGACGGGCAUCUUCUGGGGCAACAAAACAAAGAAUUGCGUUGACCUGGAUGUGUUGUCACCUUAAAGAUAUACUAAGCAGGAUUGGGGGUUAUUGUUUGUAAAGGCGGUCAGUGAAAGUAAAAGCUAACCCCAAAUCAAUCUCUUUUGGACUUUUGCAUCACUUAUUGCCUUAUUUUUGUGUCGUGUCUCUUGGAUGCCUGCUGCUUACGGUCUGGAAAAUCCUUAAAAGUAUAUCUUUAAAGAUUCAAGGCAAAGAAAACUCAUGUUGUUUUUUUUUUUUUUU